This is a messenger RNA of Panicum virgatum (switchgrass), 1020 nucleotides long. RefSeq lists its product as uncharacterized. The coding region runs from base 1 to 1020 and encodes 339 amino acids. The record is from RefSeq and is a predicted model, not a curated record. Lineage: Eukaryota; Viridiplantae; Streptophyta; Magnoliopsida; Poales; Poaceae. The transcript has a single exon.
AUGGAGGGCAUUAUACCUUUUGCCCUGCGUACUGCGAGCAUACAUGAAUGGUUUAAGAAGCAACGACAUCGGUGGCCUGAUCAAGUUGCCCAGUACAACCUCAUAGGGUACUUGGCCCGAGACAAGAGGCACCCCUGGCUCAAGAAGCUGGCAACCCGGCUGGGCUGCAAGGACCUUCUCGAUCAGCUCUGGAGCAUGGAGCCAUCCAAGUCAUCCCCCGACCUCACCAAGCUCAUCCAUGGCUACAUCGCCAGAGGGUGGACGGAGCAUCACAUAACGGACACGCCUACCUACAGGGCCUUCAACGACAACCGAGGUCAGUGGACUCUCGGCAGGGAGGGGUGUGCCGGCAGCCUCGAAUGGAGCCUUCGCAGGCCGUUCGACGAGAGCGUCGUCCUCUGGCACCUCGCCACGGACUUGUGCUUCCACCACACGGUCACGCCUUCCUCCCACGAAGCUGCCCGCCGCUGCAGGGAGAUGUCCAACUACAUGGCGUACCUGCUGUUCGUCAAGCCGGACAUGCUGAUGACCGGGGCCAGGCGCAGCCUUUUCAGAGCAGCUUGCGAGGACAUUCAGGGCCUGCUAAACGAGGAUCUGGAACAGGAUGGGCCAGAGACCACACUGCUAGACCUGGACGACGAGAAAGAGCUCACUCUGAAUAUAGCUCAGCGGGCGAUGAUCACCAAUAACGCACCACACAUUGUUCAUGAGGCGCGGUGGCUCUCGACGUGUCUCAUGGCCUUGCACAACGGCGGCGACGACGAGGGCAAGAUGUGGAGGGUGAUCCAGGGCGUGUGGGUGGAGAUGCUCUGCUUCUCUGCUGGCAGGUGUAGAGGGUACCUGCAUGCCAAGAGCUUAGGCAGUGGCGGGGAGUACCUCUCGUACGUCUGGCUCCUCUUGUAUAUGGGGAUGGAGACCUUGACGGAGAAGAUGCAGAGGACAGAGCUACACGAGGACCGUAUGGCAGUAGGCCUGUCAUCAGGGGCUCCAAUGGCGGCCGCCGGUGAUGAGAAUGUCUGA